Folsomia candida is the source of this 2638-nucleotide messenger RNA. Its product is annotated as zinc finger protein 2 homolog. Gene Ontology annotation, molecular function: DNA-binding transcription factor activity, RNA polymerase II-specific; RNA polymerase II cis-regulatory region sequence-specific DNA binding. The record is from RefSeq and is a predicted model, not a curated record. Bases 216 to 2027 code for a protein of 603 amino acids. Gene Ontology annotation, biological process: regulation of DNA-templated transcription. Lineage: Eukaryota; Metazoa; Arthropoda; Collembola; Entomobryomorpha; Isotomidae. The transcript is spliced from 4 exons.
AUUAUGUACACAACUUAUGUAACACAAGUCAUAGAUUUAUGUCAUAUCGGUAUUUUGGUUUAUAAUUCUGGUGUAUCUGUAUUUGUAGCUUUGCUUUUGCAAACUAUUUUAUAAGAACUAUACAGAAGAGCCCUACAUUUAAUUAACUUUCCUGGAAAUUAUCUAUACUUAAAUGUAAUCACUGUAUACAACUCAACCAACUAAUUUCCCCCAGGAUGGAGGAAUCUUGUAUUUUUUGUGGAGUGGGUGCGGAUCCUGUAAAACAAGAACUACUCGACGAAAAUAUAAAAAACUGGACAAACAUGUGUACGGAAUCGAUUUGCUGUUUAUUCCAAAUUUCUGGUGACCACACCCUCCCAGGAAUCUUGACUGCUGCUCAUUAUUGUGAUAAAUGUCGUCAACUCGUUCGAGAUGUAGAUUUCACGCUUCGCCUCUUUAACCAACUCUUACACCGCUUGGAGAACGUGCAGAAGGAAAUCUUGCAUAAUUUAUCUAGUCGGAGAGAAGAUGAAGGAAAUGAUGAUGAGAUGAAAGACAUAAAGCAUUCCAAUGAUCUGAUAAGAGAGAUGUUUCGUCAGGGGAGUGCAAAUAUCAACGUUGGGAUCGAUCAGCUAAAAAGUUUAAUGAGCUUGGAGAGAUUGACUAAGCACAAUAAUUUGGGAGACGACAACUGUUUUAAGGUCAUAAAUAAUUUCAACGGGUCGGAGGUCCUGCAGGGGAAGAGACUUGUUGUUACAAAAAGACAAAGAAAUUCAAAUGGCCAAAUCCUUACUGUAAAAGUAGAAACCGAGUUACGCGAAGGUGUAAAUUUUGAAGAUUCAGGUCAAGGCUACUUAUCUGAUGGAGAAAUCGACCAGGAUGAUAAGAAUAGCUGGUCUGAGGAGAAUUCAUCCGACCAAGAAAUUUCAGACUCUAGCAGUUCCUCUGAUUACGAAGAAAAUCACGUCAAAAGACCAAAAAGAAAGCUUAAACAAUGUGAAAAGAUAUAUUUUCAAUGCUCCCUGUGCAACGUGAAAGUUUCCUCAGAAUUAAGUCUAAACUGCCAUCGACGCAAAGUUCACGAAGCGGAUCCCGUUCCAUUUCACUGUGACAAGUGUCCCCAAAAAUUCAAAGUGUACAAAACUCUGAUGCAUCAUAGAUCUACCGAUUGUGGACGGUUAUCAUCCCAGCAGCAACGAUCUCAUCCCAGCGAAACUUUCCUGUGUGAAUUCUGCUCAAAGAAAUACUGCUCUGCAAACUACCUUGCGAAACACGUCGCCACGUGUCACACUCAACAACACUGUGAUUUCUGCAAUUUCGGAUUCGAAACCGUGCAAGAACUCGAAGCGCAUGAAGAACUACAUAAAAAAUGCGAGCAGCCAUUCCAAUGCGUCCUAUGUGAUCAAGUAUUGACAAAUUCUUCCAACUUGAGGAGACAUGUCAUCGUUUCCCACACAGAUAAGCAUGUUGUGUGCGAAAUUUGUGGGGGAAAAUUUAUGUCCGCCUCACACAUGAAGAAACAUCACAAAAUUCAUCAGGAAGGUUACGUCGGACAUAAGUGUGGCGUUUGUGGUUAUACUUUCUCUCGUGCGUCCGCAUUGAAACAUCACAUGCUCAAGCACUCAAAAACCAAGUCGUUUACUUGCGAAAUUUGUGGAAAAGGGUUUACUUAUCAGAGUGGUUUGACCGUGCAUUUAGCGAGUCAUCAGGUAGAGAGGAAAUUUAUUUGCAAAAUUUGUGGGAAAGGAUUUUCAGCAAAGUGCUUUCUCAUGCGGCAUGAAGAGAUCCACUCUGGGACGUCGGCGUAUGAAUGUCCAACUUGUGGGAAGAAAUUCAAGACGAGGAAUAGUUUAUCGCAGCAUGUUACGACACAUUUGCCCAAAGAUCCGAAUAAGAAGCCAAGGGUGCGUAAAAGUCAGAAAGGUGGAGAUGAACGAGAUGAAGGUGUCCAGAGAGGAAGAAAAGGUCAUGUCAAUGUUAAUAAUGUGGACGUAGCUGCAGCUGGACUAGUAUUUCAGGGGGCGUAUUCUAACUAUAAUUCAUUCUGAUAUAAAGAAAUUGUAUUUUAAAUGGAUAAAUCUUGAAUAUUAAUAUGUAUAAAAAUUUAUAAGUUUUAAUUUUUUGAGAAAAAUUAUCCAUGACUUUUAUAUUCGGAUGCAUAAGUAACUUUUAAUUCAUAUGUUUAUACAUUGAUGCAAUUUUGUUAAGCAUAUGUAGCUAUUUACAUAAGUAAUUUUGUGGAGAUGGGUUUAAAAGGAAAAUCGAUAUCCAUUAACUUAAUGAUAAAUACUCUUCGUUAAUUAUUUCGUUUAUAUUGCUUAAAAUUUGCACACAUGUACUAAUAAAUAACAUAACGUAGGAAAAUAGGUCCAUGCACACACCCAUAAUUAACAUUUUGCAUUUCUGAAAUUGUAUAUGUAUAUUUGUAUAAGCAAACAAUAUAUGCCUUGAAGUAUUUAUAUGCUGGAGAUGAUCGCAUGCCACUUGGGGAAUAAUUUCUACAAUACAUGACUAAAUUUUCUUCUUCUAAUUCAUCAACUGGGGUAAUUUUAUUAUGCUUGUUAUCUUAUUUACACAAAUCCAAAUCAACUAUUUUUACAGAGUCUAAUUUAAAUAAUCUUUGCCACAGUAAAAUAAAAUAAAUUUGUCUACUACACUA